Molecule: messenger RNA, 3070 nt
Organism: Thrips palmi
Lineage: Eukaryota; Metazoa; Arthropoda; Insecta; Thysanoptera; Thripidae
Gene: Pex6
Product: peroxisome assembly factor 2
Exons: 10
Coding region: 129-2684 (851 amino acids)
Biological process (GO): protein import into peroxisome matrix
Cellular component (GO): cytosol; peroxisomal membrane
Molecular function (GO): ATP binding; ATP hydrolysis activity
Source: RefSeq, a predicted model, not a curated record
GUUCGCGCAGUGCUGUCUGCUGUCUGUUUGUCAUUGUUUUGGUUGAGAUGGCAAGGACGACAUAACCACAACGAGUGUCCCUCGUUUUCAUGUAAUUUGUCUUCCCUGGGACUCCGUGCCUUUUGACAAUGGAGGAGACGAGUGACUUGACAGCUGAGAGCUUGCUGGGCGUGGCGAAGUAUGUCAUGGAGAUGCUCAGCCCCAGCCACAAACUGGUGAUUCGCAAUCUGGAAGAAGUUCAGACCGCCUUCAGACACGAUUUUAGAAGCAAACGGACCCGGUUAAAAACCGUGGCAGUGCCGCAGGAAGUCAUACAGAGUCUGGUGACUUCCUCGUCGCCCAGUGACAGCGUAGCUGACCAUGAGAUGUGUGUUGUUGUUGGUCUCCGAGCUGCGGUCAAGCUGGGUGUCCCUGUUGGAGGGGCCUGUUUGGGCUUUGUCUCAAAGUGCUCCUGUCCCCUGCUCUCAGAGAAGGAGUGUGGACCAUCAUGUCAGACGGCAAGACAAACCCCCAAGGUGUACGCAGUCCAAAUCAUGUCCAAUCGUAGAGUGCCUCCGUACCAAAUGUUGGUCAAUGAAACUGUGCAUCAUAAUGUGAUAACGUCUCUGUAUGGUUCCUCCCACCGCACUGAGAAAAGCAUAGUUUUAAAUGUGAGGCGGUGUGAUAAAGUUAUUGGAGAAGGGCGAGUGGGUCUGAAGUAUGCUUCCCAUGCCGCAGUCUCAUGGAUUCAGCAGCCUCAAGUUGCCGAUGACAGCAUUAUCUCUGCAUGUCUCAGUGGCUUCUUCGAAGUUCCUCGUCAUUUACACAAGGGUGAUGUGUUUAGGAUAAAAUUAUCGGAACAUGCCCCAGAGGUGUUGCUGGCACCAGGAAAGUUUGGCUUGAAAGAUUUUUAUUUUGUGAUUUUAAGUAUUGAUGGACCAAGAUACAGAGGUAUUCAAAAGGCGGAAGAUAGCAUUGGCUACCUUGUUGCCAAGGGAGAGACAACACUAGUUCAAGAUGUCAAUAAGAACAGCUUUCUUCCCUGUUGUACAUUAUCUAGCAAAAGCACUCUAACAUACUUCUUGCAAAAACAUCCUGUAGGACUGAAAAAUGUUUAUAACAAACUGACAAAUGCUCUUACUCCUUUUCUCAAAGGUGCCUCCCCUGGUUUGAAACCAGCUUUCUUGAUGACUGGCCCAGCAGGCUGUGGAAAACGUAGUAUUGUGUCCAGUGCAGCUGCCCAAUUUGGAAUGAAUUUUUGGGCAGUUGACUGUGCAGAAAUUAAAGGGGGUACCUCAGGACAAACUGUUGGUAAAUUACGUGCAGUGCUUGCCAAAGCAAAACAGUAUGCUCCUUGUAUUGUACUGAUGUCCAAUAUUCAAAUUCUUUCUCAUGAUCAAGAUGGACGAAACGAUUCUCGCGUUCUUGACGAGUUCCAAGAUCAGUUGGCCGUGUUGAAAUCAUCCAAAUUGCCAAUAGUGCUGGUUGCAACUGCUGCAUCCUCAACAGAUCUCACCUCUGCCUUUGCUCGAACAUUUCUAUUAGAGAUCCCUGUCAUUUCCAUGGAGAAAGAGGAGAGAAAAAUUCAGUUGAAACAGUUGAUUGCGGAGCAUUGUGCUUCUGCCAGUGAAGAAUGUCUUGAAGAUAUUGCAUCUCGCUGCUCAGGAUUUCUGCUUGGAGAUCUAAAUGAGCUUGUGUCCCUGGCAAUAAGGAACAAUUUGUGUGGAAAACAACAGUUGGAGCAAACUGUGAGUGAAAGUCCAUGCUUGAAUUUGACUGCAAGUAACUUUGGUGAUGCACUAGAAAAAAUGCAGAGUGCUUAUGCUGGUUCCAUUGGAGCUCCAAAAAUCCCCUCCGUGAAGUGGAAUGAUGUGGGUGGCCUUGAAAGUGUCAAAAAAGAAAUUCUUCAAACUGUCACCCUACCCCUGAAAUACCCAGAACUGACUGCUGGAGGUCUUGGGCGCUCAGGAAUUUUGCUUUAUGGCCCUCCUGGGACAGGGAAAACUUUAUUGGCCAAGGCUGUGGCUACAGAGUGUAAUUUGAACUUCCUCUCUGUGAAAGGUCCUGAGCUAUUAAAUAUGUACGUUGGCCAAAGUGAAGCUAAUGUAAGAGAAAUAUUUGAAAGAGCUCGAGGAGCAUCACCAUGCAUCAUAUUUUUUGAUGAGCUGGAUGCUCUGGCGCCAAAUAGGGGUCGCAGUGGGGAUUCUGGUGGUGUUAUGGACAGAGUUGUGUCUCAAUUACUGUCUGAAAUGGAUGGACUCAACAAAUCAAGCCUAUUAUUUGUGAUUGGUGCUACAAAUAGGCCAGAUCUGAUAGAUCCGGCCCUCCUACGACCUGGAAGGUUUGAUAAGCUGCUGUAUGUAGGGGCAUAUGAAGAUUCAAGCUCCAAAUUGAGUGUUUUGAAUGCACUCACAAGGAAGUUCAAGCUUACUUCGGAUGUGAACUUGGAAGAAAUAUCCAAAAAGCUACCACAUGAAGUAACUGGAGCUGACAUGUAUGCUGUGUGCUCUGGUGCCUGGCUGGGGGCCGUUAGGCGUAUCAUCAAACAAAAUGAGGAGAGGAAAACACAACCUUCGACUGAGGUGGAGGUUAACCAGGAAGAUUUCAUCCAAGCAGUUUCAAACAUGGUGCCAUCUGUCAGUUCAGAGGAUAUGCUUUACUUCAAAGGCCUUCGGGAACAAAUGUCUGCAGUUCCUGCUAAAUAAAUUUAAAUUUGUUCAAGUUUAGAAAAAAUUGUAGCAGAGGAGCUAAAAUUGGUGGGAAAAUCUGGGAUGGGUUGUCUCUUAAUGUGGUGUAAUGAAGGUAUGGGCGGGCACACUUGCUUUAAAAUGAUUUUGGGUAGGGUAUACGUGGUUUAAACUGUAGGUAAAUGGCCAUUGCAACCAUGAUUACAGAAAUCUGUUCCCAGCCACUCUGACAAUGAUUUUUGUCUAUUUGUCACCUGUGAUAACAACUACCCUGUACAAAACAAAUGUGUUUUUGAUAAUUAAUUUUACUUUGACUGUCAUGCACCUGUGAUGUGAUUUUUUUUAAGAAUAUUUUUCCAUUUUUUGUACCAAUUGUUAUGCUUGAAAUAUAUAGUAUUUUGAAA